AUAUUGCACCGAAAAAUCGAUGCAAUUGCUGAGUUGCGAGUCCAAAAUAUGAGGGAGAAAUUCAAAAUGGAGUCCAGCCCAAAACUCUUGGGAUCUUAAAAAAAUCUGAAGCCCGCAAAAAAUCAAAAUAGCAACUCCUCAACGCACGAAACCGUAGUUUCAGCAUCAUCAAUCCAUUUGCUUCUUCCGCAAUUCUUCGAUGAUUCGUAAUUCUCUGAUGAGUUUGGAUCGAUAAUUUCAGAACCCGGUUCCUCAGAAGGUGGUUUUUUGCUGAGCUUCUGCAAUGUUGAUUUAUCAAUGUGAAAGCUGGUGAAAUUUAUCAAAAGUAUGAAUUGUGGGGAAAGCUUUUCAAAUGUGGAUUGCUCAAAUAUGGAGAUAGAGUCCCUUCUUCAAUCAGUUGAACCAUCAUUGAUACCUGGAAUUCCAGACGACGUUGCACUCUCUUGCUUGGCAAGAGUUCCUCGAAAGUACCAUCCAGUUCUCAACUGUGUUUCGAAGAGAUGGAGGUAUCUGGUUGCAAGUGAAGAGUGGUUUUGGUACAGGCUGAGACACCACCUGGAAGAGACUUGGAUUUAUUCUCUUUGCAGAGACAAGUCGGAGCAACUUUGCAUAUAUGCUUUAGACCCCAAUCAAUUUAGAAGAGGUUGGAGGCGAAUUCAUGGCCUUCCGGGUAGCUUCCUGAGGAGGAAAGGCGUUGGGUUUGAAGUAUUGGGCAAGAGAAUUUACUUGUUUGGAGGUUGUGGUUGGAUUGAGGAUGCCACGGAUGAAGUCUACUCUUAUGACGCUUCCAUGAACACAUGGGCUAGAGCCGCUCCCUUAUCCACUGCUAGGUGCUUUUUUGCAUAUGAAGCAUUAGAUGGGAAAAUCUAUGCUAUUGGUGGGCUUGGAUCAAAUUCGAGCGAUCAGCAUUCCUGGGACAUAUACGACAGCCAGACGAGUUCUUGGAGCUCUCAUGUGGAUCCAAAUGUCAUACCUGACAUUGAAGACUCAGUUGUCAUGGAUGGCAAGAUUUACAUACGAGCUCGUAUCUCAGCUGCAUCCUCCCAAGUGAAUGCUGUCGUGUACGACCCCUCCAAUCGGACUUGGCAGCUGGCUGAUGCUGACGUGGCGUGUUGGUGUGGUCCAGCUGUCGUGGUAGAUGGUAUCUUAUAUGUACUAGACCAGAACUCGGGGGUGAGAUUGAUGAUGUGGCAGAAGGAUAGGAGAGCGUGGAUAGGUCUACGGAGAUUCUCCGAGCACCUCGUACGCCCCCCUUGCCGGCUCGUGGCUGUCGGGAAGAAGAUCUUUGUUGUUGGGAGGGGACUCAACACUGUGAUGUUUGAUGUUGAGAGUGCAAGCUGUGUAGAUGGUGUGCUGGUGAGUUCUUCUGUCUUGAAACUUGAUUGUGAUGAUGAAGUCAUAAGCUGUAAAUCUCUUGCAAUUUGAGUUUCUUCUCAUAAAUGUAAUCUUUAUUUUCCCUUUGUAACAGAAUUUAUCAUCGAGUGUGAUCAAUUAAUAUUCAAAUUAUAAUA
Salvia miltiorrhiza (redroot sage) is the source of this 1511-nucleotide messenger RNA. RefSeq names its product F-box/kelch-repeat protein SKIP4. NCBI's taxonomy places the organism in Eukaryota, Viridiplantae, Streptophyta, Magnoliopsida, Lamiales, Lamiaceae. Bases 328 to 1425 code for a protein of 365 amino acids. The record is from RefSeq and is a predicted model, not a curated record. Gene Ontology annotation, molecular function: protein binding. The transcript has 4 exons.